CCGCGCAGGCGCGCAUCAUUCUUCAGAAUAAAGGAUACGCCAGAAUUGUGCUGUCGAGACGACAACCUCUGCGUCCGUUUCAAAUAUAUUACUACUGGCCGACUCAGAUUAAGUCUGAGGCCGGUAACAUCAACAGAGAGGACAAACCCAGCCUGCCUCUCUCCUUCCACACUGAGUCCAAACCUACAGUCACUGGGUCCUGAUUGUGACAGUGGAGCCCAGUUUGCACUGCAGGAUCCAGAGAUGGCAUCAGUGAAGCUGGAAGACUGCAGUCAAGCACUGGAGCUGAAUGUCAACAUUAAAGAUGAAGAAGAGGAGGAGAAGAUUGGAAAAUCUGUUAGUCAUGGACGACUAGAAUUAAGUCUGAAGCCGGUAACUUCAACAGUGACGACAAACCCAGCCUGCCUCUCUCCUUCCACACUGAGUAGAAACCUACAGUCACUGGGUCCUGAUUGGGACAGUGGAGCCCAGUUUGCACUGCAGGAUCCAGAGAUGGCAUCAGUGAAGCUGGAAGACUGCAGUCAAACACUGGAGCUGAAUGUCAACAUUAAAGAUGAAGAAGAGGAGGAGAAGAUUGGGGAAUCUGUUUCUCAUGGAGACCAUGUUGAGACAUUCUCUACGUCCAGAGAUCAACAGCAGGAACAUCACAGAGCUAAGAGGUGUCACCACUGCCCACACUGUGAGGAGAUUUUCCCAAUUCUAUCAAAGCUAAACAUACACCUAAAAAUACACACAGGAGAGAAUCCGUAUUCCUGUACUGACUGUGGGAAGAGAUUCACAACAUCAAGGAAUCUGACAGUUCAUCAGAGUGUGCACAAUGGAGCGAAGCCUUACCCCUGUUCUGACUGUGGGAAGAGUUUUUCAAGAAUGGACUUCUUAAAAACACAUAAACGUAGACAUACAGGACUGAAGCCUUACUCCUGCUCUGAAUGUGUAAAAUUCUUCACAACAUCAGCUGAGCUAAAAGUUCAUCAGAGAACACACACAGGAGAGAAGCCUUACUCCUGCUCUGACUGUGGAAAGAUUUUCUCUCAACUUGGCCCCCUAAAAAGACAUGAACGUAUACAUACAGGAGUGAAGCCUUACUCCUGCUCUGACUGUUUAAAAUGCUUCACAACAUCAGCUGAGCUAAAAGUUCAUCAGAGAACACACACAGGAGAGAAGCCUUACUCCUGCUCUGACUGUGGAAAGACUUUCUCUCAACUGGGCCCCUUAAAAAGACAUGAACUUAUACAUACAGGAGUGAAGCCUUACUCCUGCACUGACUGUGGAAAUUGCUUCACAACAUCAGGUCAGCUAGAAGUUCAUCAGAGAACACACACAGGAGAAAAACCGUACUCCUGCUCUGACUGUGGAAAGAGUUUCUCUCUACUGUUCAACUUAAAAACACAUGAACGUAUACAUACAGGAGUGAAGCCUUACUCCUGCUCUGACUGUGUAAAAUGCUUCACAACAUCAACUGACCUAAAAGUUCACCAGAGAACACACACAGGAGAGAAGCCUUACUUUUGCGCUGACUGUGGAAAGACUUUCUCUCAACUGGGCACCUUAAAACAACAUGAACGUAUACACACAGGAGAGAAACCUUACUCCUGCUCUGACUGUGGAAAGAUUUUCUCUCAACUGGGGCCCUUAAAAAGCCACAAACUUAUACAUACAGGAGUGAAGCCUUACUCCUGCUCUGGCUGUUUAAAAUGCUUCACAACAUCAGCUGAGCUAAAAGUUCAUCAGAGAACACACACAGGUGAGAAGCCGUACUCCUGCUCUGACUGUGGAAAGAGUUUCUCUCAACUGGUUCUCUUAAAAAGACAUGAACGUAUACAUACAAGAUUGAAGCCUUACUCCUGCUCUGACUGUGUAAAAUGCUUCACAACAUCAGGUCAGCUAAAGGUUCAUCAGAGAACACACACAGGAGAGAAGCCGUACUCCUGCUCUGAUUGUGGAAAGAGUUUCUCUAUACUGUGUAACUUAAAAACACAUGAACGUAUACAUACAGGAGUGAAGCCUUACUCAUGCUCUGACUGUGGAAAGAGUUUCUCUAUACUGUGUAACUUAAAAACACAUGAACGUAUACAUACAUGAGUUGUUCCUCACCGCUGAUCUGACUAGAAAAUGUUUUAAAACAGCUGAGCUAAAAGUUCAUCAGAGAACAGACACAGGAGAGAAGCCUGACUUCUGCUCUUAAUGUGGCAAGAGUAACUCAAGUAAAACUGAAAGUCACCAAGUAGAAUACCACUUGAGUAAAAGUAUUUGGUUUUAAAUAUACUUAAGUAUCAAAACUAAAAUUAUGAAUCAUUUCAAAUUUCUUAAAUGAACCUCUACGGGAUGGGUGUUCCUAAAACAGGACGGUUGUUGCUAAUGUGACUAUAAUGACAUUGUAUUCAACAGCUAACUUUCUGGGACAUAGACAUGUCUUUUAUAUGGGCAGAAAGCUUACAUUAUUGUUAAUCUAACUUCAGUGUCAAAUUAACAGUAGCUAUUACAGUGAAAAAAUAUUUUGCUAUUGUUUGAGGAGAGUGUACAACAACAACUUGUAUCAUGGCAACUGGUUUGAUACAUUCACCUCUGAAGGUAAAUAGUGUACCUACAUUCAGUAAUGUUACUCUGAUUUGUCAUCCUUAGGGUCCCAGAGAUAAAAAUGUAGCACAGUUUUGUUUGAUAAACAUUUAUUUUAUGUUAAAUGUAGGAGCUGGGUUCUACAUUUUUGAACCCCUGUUGUCUCUGGCUCCACACCUACCCCGCCCGGCCAUCUAGAUGUGUGAAAAUUAGUGUGUAAGCUAAUGAUCCAUCAUGUAUGACAUUCCUGGGAGUGUGUAAACUUAUUUUUUUUAUUAAUAUAGCAUUUUUAUAUGUUCUCUAUAGUUAUGUACUUAAAUAUAUCAAUUGACAAAUUCAGGACAUUUGGGGCGAACUCCUGGCAGACUUGAUACAGUGCAGUAAUGUAAAUUCUUCACUGGAUCAGUCAGAACCUUUGCAUACAGUGCUGCCAUCUGGUGGCAAAUCUAAAUUACACCUAGACUCCUAUCUGAAAGUAUGGCCUUUCUUGCAUUUCAAAGUUCAUGAAAAAGAAAAAGUUUUUUUUUUUGUUUGUAUGUUUUUACCAGAUCUAAUGUGUUAUUCUCCUACAUUCAUUUCACAUUUCCACAAACUUCAAAUAGUUUCCUUUCAAAAGAUAUCAAGGCUAUGCAUGUCUUUGCUUCCGGUGCUGAGCUACAGGCAGUAAGAUUUGGGUAUGUCAUUUUAUGUGG
Molecule: messenger RNA, 3248 nt
Organism: Salvelinus fontinalis (brook trout)
Lineage: Eukaryota; Metazoa; Chordata; Actinopteri; Salmoniformes; Salmonidae
Product: gastrula zinc finger protein XlCGF26.1-like
Exons: 4
Coding region: 244-2082 (612 amino acids)
Biological process (GO): regulation of transcription by RNA polymerase II
Cellular component (GO): nucleus
Molecular function (GO): DNA-binding transcription activator activity, RNA polymerase II-specific; RNA polymerase II cis-regulatory region sequence-specific DNA binding
Source: RefSeq, a predicted model, not a curated record